CUGACCAACAAUCCAAGUCUCUUACAACCACCAUGGCCUUUACUCUGCAGCUCGGGACUCCGGUCAACACCGCACUUUUCGUCUUCAUCCUAUAUACUGUGCAGAAGAUCGUCUAUCCCAGUGUCUCUCGCUCAAAGCAGAUCCCGAACGAAUUCAAAGCCGGGUACUCGUGGUUACCCAAGUCCCACCCACCGACGGUGCUGUUCAAAACGUACACUCCGAAGUCGCUAGAGCCCUUCAGUGGAAGGGAUGGAGGGCGAAUCCUCCUGGCCAUAAACGGGAUCGUGUUCGACGUGACUGCGGGGCGCAACUUCUACGGUCCCGAUUCAAUGUACGGAAACUUCGCAGGCCGGGACGCGUCCCGGGGGAUGGCGAAGCAGUCAUUCGACGCCGAAAUUCUGACACCAGUUGACCAGCCCCUGGACAAGCUGGAUGAUCUUCAGCAAGAUGAAAUUGACAACAUGAAAGGCUGGAUCGAGCAUUUCUCGAACAAAUACAUCAUCUGUGGCAAACUUGUCGAAAACAAUGCUGUUUAAGCUGAUGUCGAUUUCUAUCUUUGUGUAUCACUGUAAAAUCAUAGUUUCGCGUGCAUAUCCAUUUACUUAGACUUUCCUUAUGCUGCGAAUCAGUAAAGACCGCCAAACUUUG
Messenger RNA from Mycena citricolor, 648 nucleotides. NCBI's taxonomy places the organism in Eukaryota, Fungi, Basidiomycota, Agaricomycetes, Agaricales, Mycenaceae. The record is from the annotation of a GenBank genome assembly.